GGCGCGCGCCCCCGCCGCGGGCAAGAGCGCUCCAGCCGCCGCAGAGGGAGGAGCUGCCGCCCAGGUGGGGCAGGUGGGGAGCCUGGGCUCAGGUGUGUCCGUGGCGGCCGGGGGAAGCGAUUGCUUCCCGGCCGGUGCAGGCGGAGCAAAACGGACUCUUGGCCCCAGGAUCCAGACUCUGUCUCCCAGACUCUGCCUCGGAGGAAAGCCAUGGAAGGGGAAGUGUUAAGAAACUUCAAGGAACUUCGAGCCAAAUUUCAAAAGCUUGAUGCGCCAUCUCUUCCAGGACCUGUUAAAUUCCCAGAAGGUGUUUCUCAAAAGGGUGACCCUGGAAGCAGACAGUCCACAAAGACUUUGGCCAGUGGGAAACAUCCCUCUUCCAACCACAAUGAGCCCCUACCCGAUUGUGCCAGUGGUGACUCCCAGCCUCUUAAAGCCCAGAAAGUGAAGUUGGCUCAGAAGAGCGAGACUCAGAAAUGUUCUCAUUCCCUGGAACCUCCUGGGAGUUCUUCUGCUUCUUCAGUAAAUUCACAGAAGGCUUCUCUGCUGUUAGAUGUGAAUCAGUCAAAUGCUGAGAUAACCAAUAAGAAGAAAGUACUGGUGAACAACAGCUUCAGAAACAAGCUCUGGAACUGGGAGGUUUUGUCUCAGAAAAGUGAGAUGUCAUCAGUCUUUAUCCCUGCCAGUUGUGGAAGCAGGGCCUUCCAUCUGGAAGAGCAGAAAAGCAUGGGGCUUACUCCAGAGGAGCCCAGGAAAAAGCUGGAAAGAAAAGGAGCCCAGACCCUUCCUUCCCAGAGGCGCUUGAUGGCCCAAAGAGGAUUGUGUGCCACCUCUGAAGAUCCCACUGUUCGACUUUCUCAACAUGGCAGGAGGAGCCGAGCAAGCCCCAGUCCUGAGAGGAGCCCGGCAGGGAGCACCUGCCACCCUAUCUAUGAGGGUGAGUUCACCAGCCAGGCCCCAGAGAACCAGCCGGAUGUCAGUCAUCCACAACUUCCCAAUACCAAGCCGCUGCCUUCCGUCAAGUCCCUGGGUCCUCCUCCCGCAAAGCCACCGAGGCCCCCGGUCGUGAACCUCCAGGCCUUCCAGAGGCAGGCACCUGCUCUUCCCAAGACCCACAGGGAAGCAGCUGGGGAGGAAGGCGACCUGCCUCCAGAGAGUGCUGAAUUUGAAGAACCACAUAAUUAUGAGGCAACAAUUUCCUGUCUGAGACACUCCAGCAACUCCAUUAACCUGUGCACCACAAAAGAGAUUGCUGAUUCAACUUAUGAAGUCAGAAUUGAAGAACUCCGAAAGCCUCGGAAGAGUUUUCUCCAUCAAGAACUUCGCCUGAAACAUGAAGACGAAGAUAAAAAAAUGGAGGAAAAAGAGCCAUGCAAAUUGGAACCACGAAAAACAGAAAAGGAUCUAUAUUCAGACUAUCUUUCCAAGGUGGGUACCUAUGAAGAGACACCUGGAAGAACCCAGAUGGUGAAAGUCCACAGGGGUAGGAGGAGCACACUGGCCAGGAAGCAGGACGCUGAGAUUGACGUCAUCCAGACAGAGGCCUGCCCCGAGGACCCCAAGCUGGCCAGACACACUGAUGGCCACUGGGGAUAUGUGAAGGCCUUGGAGAUGACUAAAGAAACCCCAGGCCAAGGAGCCUUUAAGCCAAAUUCCAUUUCCGAGACGUAUGAUGAUGUUGAGUACCCCCGGAAAGAGAGAGCAAAGUCAGAUUUCUCUAACUCAUUUGUCUCAGAUAAUGAAAAUAGUGAAGAAAUGUAUGAAGAUGUCUACAAAACAAAGAGCAACUACCCAAAGAUAGAUUUAGAUGGAAAAGAAGCACUUAAAAGACUGCAGAGGUUCUUCAAGAAAGAAAAGGAUAGAUUUAAAAUGAAGAAAACCAAGUCAAAAGAAAAUAUAAGUGCACUUUCCAUUUCGCUGCCUGAUUUAGAACUUAGGUCUCAGGAAGUUAUUAUCUAUGAUGAUGUGGACAUAAAUGAAAAAAAGUCAAAUGAUGAAGAUAAACUAAAAACUUGGAAGCCCAAGUUUUUGAUAUCAAAGGAAAAAAAAGACAAAAAUGGUGCUAAAGAAUCAGAAAGGAAUUUCUUCAAAACCAAGAAGCAAAACUUAGAAAAGAACAGAAUGGAAAGAGAAGAAAAACUUUUUAGAGAAAGAUUCAAGUAUGACAAAGAAAUUACUGUCAUGAACACAGCAGUGGCAUGUUCCAAUAAUUCAAGAAAUGGAAUAUUCGACUUGCCAAUAACCCCUGGAGAAGAACUGGAAGUCAUUGAUAUCACUGAAGAAAAUCUACUGAUAUGUCGCAAUUCUAAAGGCAAAUAUGGAUAUGUGCUAAUUGAACAUCUAGAUUUCAAGCAUGAAGUUUGGUCACCUUAGGAAGAUCAAGAUCAAAUGGUACAGUCUGCACAAGUGAGAACUAGUUCUAACGUCUCAGUCCUGCCCUACAUCAAUCAGUUUACGUGUCAGCAUGAGAUGGUGGAAUCUGUGGAAACUUUCAUGAGGAAUUUAGAGGAGAAAAACAAAUCCUCCACAUUUAGAUGUUGAUUUUGCUCCUAAGCAGUUAUCUUUCAAUGUCUAUUUCAGUAUCUAUUUCAGUGCUGGCUCAAGAGACUGUGAAACAGUGUGUGUUGGCAUUCCAGCACUUGUUUAAUGAGCCAUGUCCAAAGUUAGAAAUCACGCCUUAUGGCACCUAGUCAGUUGUGCAGAUGGUUAGUUUGCUUCUAAUGCUUCUAAUAUUAGUACACGAGUGUUUAUAAUUUCUAGAAGAUGUUGUGCAUUUAAAUUGGGUGUAAUUGAAUUCUGAAAAGUAAAUAGUAUAACUAACAUCUUUUAAAUACUCCAAUUUAAGGUAUAAUCUCAAAGCAGAAGGACAUUUAUAUACCAAUUUUAUCACAAAACUAAAAUCAGACAAAUGCUGCCCAAAAUUGGUUUCUUUGGGAAUAGUAUGCUGGAAAGUAGUUUUUUUCCUAAAUUCGCCCAACAUUUUGAGAAU
This is a messenger RNA of Balaenoptera ricei (Rice's whale), 2989 nucleotides long. RefSeq names its product FYN binding protein 2 (gene FYB2). The record is from RefSeq and is a predicted model, not a curated record. Gene Ontology annotation, cellular component: plasma membrane. Gene Ontology annotation, molecular function: protein binding. Bases 211 to 2373 code for a protein of 720 amino acids. NCBI's taxonomy places the organism in Eukaryota, Metazoa, Chordata, Mammalia, Artiodactyla, Balaenopteridae. The transcript has 20 exons. Gene Ontology annotation, biological process: protein localization to plasma membrane; T cell receptor signaling pathway; integrin-mediated signaling pathway.